Messenger RNA from Venustampulla echinocandica, 2109 nucleotides. Its product is annotated as CheY-like protein. Gene Ontology annotation, biological process: phosphorylation; phosphorelay signal transduction system. The transcript has a single exon. Gene Ontology annotation, molecular function: phosphorelay sensor kinase activity. NCBI's taxonomy places the organism in Eukaryota, Fungi, Ascomycota, Leotiomycetes, Helotiales, Pleuroascaceae. The record is from RefSeq and is a predicted model, not a curated record. Bases 1 to 2109 code for a protein of 702 amino acids.
AUGCCGGACCGUGAGGCUCUAGAGUCCCCGCCGAAGCCUAUGGCCGCACAUACGCCAGAGCCGACAGAUGCGCAGGCUGGCGUGAAUAAGGAGGAAUGGGUUACGACCAAUGUAGACGUGAAAGGCGAUGUGGUUGCGGACGGUGCAGCUGCCCAUCCCCUUGACCGCCCCCUAGACCGUCCAGGUGCAGAUAUUGUCGUCGACUCCUCAAUGCGCAUCGUACAAAUAUCCGCGAGCUACCUAGCCCUGAACUCCCUCCUUCCCAUCGAUGGCUGCCACUACCACUACCAAUUUGCCGGCCUGGAUGUCUUUGAUGCUAUUAAGAUGCACGGUCUUGUCCCCGAGCCAGACUCGUGGAGACAUGCCAUUCACAAUGCUCUCACCAAGCAAGACGCCUAUGCCACCGCAGAUAUAGACAGUACCGGGCAGAAAUAUUGGUGUCUCCGCGUGGUUCCUGUGUUUCAGGAUAGCAAACUUGCAUAUAUUGCCCUGUAUGCCCAGGUUAAUGUGGCCCGUCACCAAACCGAACCCUCCGGCGGCGAACUGGACGUCAAUGACACCUACCGAAUCCUAGUUGAGACGGUAAAGGACUAUGCAAUUUUCAUGCUGGAUACUAGGGGGAAUGUCAAGACGUGGAAUGCUACUGCCACCCUCAUGAAAGGAUACAAACCUGAGGAAAUCAUCGGUCAUCACUUUUCUACAUUCUAUGGCGAUGAGGACAUCAAGGCGCAGAAGCCGAAGAAAGAACUAGAGAUAUGCUUACGAGAGGGCAAGGUGGAGGAUGAAUCUUGGCGGUAUCGUAAAAAUGGCUCACGUUUCUGGGCGAAUGUCGUAAUAACGUCCGUGUAUCGGAAGGGCAUGCACAUUGGUUUCAGCAAAGUCACUCGCGAUCUUACGGAGCGGAAAGCUGCAGAAUCUCGCUUGAUUUCGGCAUACGAGGAAUCAGAGAAACUCAAGUCCGCAUUUCUGGCCAACAUGAGCCAUGAGAUCCGGACGCCGAUGCAUGGGAUGCUUACAGCACUCACCCUGCUCAUGGACUCACCCCUGACCCAGGAACAGCGGGAACUUGGAGGUAUCAUCAACGAGUCGGGUUCUGUCCUCUUGCAAGUUAUCAAUGAUAUCCUCGACUAUUCGAGACUUGCUUCUGGCGUCUUCUCUAUAUCCCUUGAUGUAAUCAGCAUCCCAGAUAUCAUCACUUCUGUUGUGAGAAGCAUUAGACCUACCCUCAAGCCUGGUAUUACCUUGGAGUCUUCGCUGAGCCCUAACACCCCCGGAUCUGCCAAGGGCGACCCCCUCCGCUAUCGCCAGAUCAUUGAGAAUCUCGUGGCGAAUUCUGCAAAAUUUACAGACGCAGGCUCUAUCCAGAUCGAUGUAUCGGUCGCAUGUGAUGAUGAAGCCUCAUACACCAUCCUCACUGAGGUUACUGAUACGGGCAUCGGUAUCCCAGAUCAUGGCGUCAAAUCAUUAUUCACUCCAUUUAAUCAAUUUGACAAUUCAGCCACAAAACGAUACAAGGGAACUGGACUCGGAUUAACUAUCUGCAAAAGCCUAGUAGAGUUGAUGGGUGGCGAGAUCGGGUUUCGCCCGAAUUCCGACACACACGGGUGCAUAUUUUGGUUUACCACCAAAAUACAGAAGAUAAACAAACCAAAGCAAGUUGAUGAAUUAGAGAAGCAGAUGGAGGGAGUCAACAUCUCACCACCGGACGAUCCGGGAUCAUUACUAAAACAAAUUGCACCAGGAAAGCGCCUUUUACUCGCCGAAGACAACUACGUCAAUCGGAGAAUUAUGCUGAAGGUGUUAAAAAAGUUUGGCUUUGAACAAGUCGACACGGCCUUGGAAGGAGCAUCAGCGGCGAAACUCGUGAUAGAGAACCCGCAAAUGUUUGACCUUAUACUUAUGGAUAUCAGCAUGCCGGUUUUGGACGGGAUCGGCGCUACGCGCGAGAUCCGGAACGCUGGCUUGACCAUACCGAUUAUUGCAAUGACAGCGAACGCAUUAAAAGGUGAUGCAGAGGUGUAUUUGGCCAAAGGAAUGGAUGGUUAUAUUCAAAAGCCUGUUAGACUUCCCCUCUUACGGGAGACAUUGCUUACCUGGUUGAAACCAUAG